AUGGACGUUCGCGACAUGGCAUACCGUUACUUAACCCAACUAAACCACACUUCCGCCACUCAAACCAUCGCACGUGCUGUCCAUGCACACAUCCUCACCUCCGGUUUCAAACCAAACACUUUCAUCCUCAACCGUCUCAUCAACUUCUACUGCAAAUCCUCCAACAUCACUUAUGCUCGCAAACUGUUUGAUAAAAUUCCUAAACCAGAUAUAGUCGCACGAACCACCCUUCUCUCCGCAUAUUCAUCCUCCGGUGAUGUCAAACUCGCUCGACAACUCUUCAACGCCAUUCCACUCACUAUUCGUGAUACUGUCAGUUACAAUGCCAUGAUCACUGCCUACUCUCACGGUAAUGAUGGCCACGCUGCACUCAAUCUCUUUGUUCAAAUGAGAAGACAGGGCUUUUUACCUGAUCCUUUUACGUUCUCCAGUGUGCUUUCUGCCCUCUCCAUCAUAGCAGACGAGGAGUGGCAUUGUCAAAUGCUACAUUGUGAGGCUAUCAAAUGGGGGACAUUGUCGAUACCUUCUGUUUUGAAUGCGCUUUUGAGUUGCUAUGUUUGUUGCGCUUCUUCUCCCUUGGUCAAAUCAUCUCAGUUGAUGGCUUCUGCUAAGAAGGUUUUUGAUGAGGCUCCUAAGAAUCAGGUGUAUGAACCUUCAUGGACUACCAUGAUUGCUGGUUAUGUGAGGAAUGAUGAUCUCGCUGCAGCGCGUGAGCUUCUUGAUGGAAUGACUUACCCUAUUGAUGUUGCUUGGAAUGCCAUGAUUUCUGGUUAUGUUCGACGUGGUUUAUACGAAGAGGCAUUUGACACGUUCAGGAGAAUGCAUUCAAUGGGAAUGCAGGAGGAUGAGUAUACUUACACCAGUUUGAUUAGUGCUUGUGCAUCUUGUAAUGUGAGGAGGGGGAUGUUUAAUUAUGGAAGACAGGUGCAUGGUUAUAUUCUCAGGACAGUGGUGGAACCAUCACAGCAUUUUGUUUUGUCUGUUAGCAAUGCUUUGAUUACUUUCUACACUAAGUACGGUAGAAUGGUGGAGGCGAGGCGAGUCUUUGAUAGAAUGCCAGCGAGAGAUAUUGUUUCCUGGAAUGCUGUUUUGUCAGGGUAUGUCAAUGCACGACGCAUUGAGGAAGCUAAUUCUAUUUUCAGGGAGAUGCCAGAGAGGAACGUGCUGACUUGGACAGUGAUGAUAUCUGGUUUGGCGCAAAAUGGUUUUGGAGAAGAAGGUUUGAAGCUGUUCAACCAGAUGAAGUCAGAGGGACUAGAACCCUGUGAUUAUGCUUACGCUGGGGCGAUUACAUCUUGUGCUGUUCUUGGGUCGUUGGACAAUGGGCAACAAAUUCAUUCUCAGGUAAUUCGAUUGGGUCAUGAUUCAGGCCUCUCCGCCGGCAAUGCACUGAUUACCAUGUAUGCGAGGUGUGGUGUUGUUGAAUCUGCUGAAUCUGUGUUUCUCACAAUGCCUUAUGUGGAUUCAGUAUCUUGGAACGCCAUGAUUGCAGCUCUUGCACAACAUGGACAUGGUGUCCAAGCCAUUGAGCUUUUUGAACAGAUGUUGAAGGAGGAUAUUUUGCCUGAUAGAAUAACUUUCCUCACAAUUCUUACUGCUUGCAACCAUGCAGGCUUGGUCAAAGAGGCACACCAUUAUUUUGAUACAAUGUGCACUCGUUACAGUAUAACCCCAGGAGAGGAUCAUUAUGCCCGUUUGAUAGAUUUGUUAUGUCGUGCGGGUAUGUUCUCAGAAGCAAAGAGUGUAAUCAAAGCAAUGCCUUUCGAGCCCGGUGCGCCAAUUUGGGAAGCUUUUCUUGCUGGUUGCCGGAUCCACGGGAACAUGGAAUUGGGCAUUCAAGCUGCUGACCAACUCCUUGAGCUUAUUCCACAGCAAGAUGGAACCUACAUAAUCCUUUCCAAUAUGUAUGCUGCUUUAGGUCAGUGGGACGAAGUGGCCAGGGUGAGGUUACUGAUGAGGGAACGGGGAGUGAAAAAGGAACCUGGUUGUAGUUGGGUUGAGGUCGAAAACAUGGUCCAUGUCUUUUUGGCUGAUGAUGCUAGGCACCCUGAGGUACAAGCGGUGUACACAUAUCUGGAGCAACUGGUACAUGAAAUGAGGAAAUUGGGGUAUAUUCCUGAUACAAAGUUUGUACUGCAUGAUAUGGAAUCUGAGCACAAAGAACAUGCCUUGUCUACCCACAGUGAAAAGCUGGCUGUUGUAUACGGAAUUAUGAAGCUUCCUUUAGGAGCUACAAUUCGUGUUUUCAAAAAUUUGAGAAUAUGUGGAGACUGUCACAAUGCAUUCAAAUUUAUUUCCAAAGUAGUGGCAAGAGAGAUAGUUGUGAGAGAUAGGAAGAGGUUUCAUCAUUUUAAAAAUGGAGAAUGUUCUUGCGGCAACUACUGGUAG
Molecule: messenger RNA, 2388 nt
Organism: Lathyrus sativus (Indian pea)
Lineage: Eukaryota; Viridiplantae; Streptophyta; Magnoliopsida; Fabales; Fabaceae
Source: the annotation of a GenBank genome assembly